GGGAGGUCACAGCGGCGUCAGCAUGAGCCUGCCCCUGACCAUGUGCAGGAAACAUUCAGGGGCCGCUCCCCUGUGUACCAUUACGUGGUUGUCAGCCAGAAGGUCGACAACAAGGGGGUCAUGAUGCUGCGUUGCACUUUUUGCAACAAAGUAUUUCAGGGGAGCCAAUUCCAGGCGACGAGGCAUUUCACGCAGACGAACUACUGCAAGGACGUUAGCGACGAGGCUUUGUACGAGAUCGCGCGACGGAGUCAACAGAAGUUCGAGAGCGAUCAAAUGGAGAGGGUUGCCAGGUACGCAGCGGAGCGCGGAGUCGAUGUGCCUGACACAGGUGGUGUGAGGGGAGGAGAGGCGGGGCGGCAGCCCGUGGAGGGAGCGUCAGGAGGGGUCGGGGGAGAUGGUGGAGGUGGAGAUACGGAGGAGGGCGUGAUCGACGUCGAUCGCGAGGCGCGUAUCCCGAGCGAGCAGGGAGUCCCGGGACACGAGGACAUGCCUGAGGUUUAUCCAGGCACUGGGGAGAGGAUGGAGGACUUUUUGAGGCGAGCAGCCAAGGAAACUGUAGGGGAGGGUUCUUCCAAGAGGAAGGAAGGUGGAACAGAUCCGGCCGCCGCCCCAGCUGGGAAGAGGCAUCACCAGCAGAAGGUCACUGACGUCUAUGAUGGCGAGUGGGUUGCUCACCACAAGAAGACAUUCCUUCGCUGGCUCUAUUCCAGCGGGGUCCCCUUCAAUGCCUUCCGCAACCAGGCUUGGAAGGCAUACCAGCAGGUCCUUCUUGAGCAGCCCGGGAGUUCCCCGCGCGCUGUGCUCCCCAGCGACAGCGAGAUUGCGAGUAUGCAGGCGGUGCAGACCUACCGUGAGGAGCUGGCGGAGGAGUUGGAGGAGGUGAGGCUUCCAUUCUGGAUUACUGAUGCCACCCUCCUCUCCGACGGGAGGAAAUCACGAGACGGAAGACCGAUCGUGAAUUUCCUUGUUGCCGGCUUGCGAGGGGUCGUCGUCUACACGACGAUCAAUCGCGAGGGCGAGCCGGACGAUGCAGUGCACGUCCUUCGGAGAUGGGUGACCAUCUUCCACGAGUUCAGUGCGGCAGCCCGCAGCGGGUCAAUGCGAUAUGCACAGACUCCGCAUCGGCACAUAGAUUUGGAUUCCACCCGCCGUGUCACGGAGCACACUGCACGUCUACAGCCGGGUUUGGGACCCCGCGACCGCAGGAUGACCGCCGCGAGGGAGGUGGCAGCAUCAGGUUGUGAGCCUCAGCGAGGUUGCGACAGAGGAGUGUCCGACGAUAGCUUGGAGUACGCUUUGAUGGCAGCGACGCGUGCCGUACAUGAGCAGACUCCACGCAAGCACGGAGUGCCUCCUCGUCCACGCCCCGUGCCCGCAGAGGGAGGAGAUGCACUUGGAGAGACUUCGGGGGCAGAGGGGUUGGGGAUGCCUCGUGGAUCGCGCCGUGAGCAGACGGUUACAGAGGCUAGUGCGAGGGUUGUUGUGUUGAGGAAGGCAGGAGCCGCUGUCACCAUCGAGGAGGAUGCUCCUGAGACAGAUGUGACAGUGCGGGAGGAGGACGAGGACUAUGAGGGCGAGGAGGAGGGAGAGGAGGAGAGCGAGAGAGGUUCCAAUGGUGACUACGACCACGACGAGCACGAGCCCCCACCUCCCCCACCGAAAGGUGCAGCCAGACGGCGCGCUGCGCAGACUCCUUCAUCAUCAUGAGGGAGGAGGAGUUCGACAUCCGGCACGCGAGGGGGUACGAGGAGACAGAGCGGGAAGGGGAAGAAGCGUCGUUGGCUGAUGAGGCCAACACU
This is a messenger RNA of Chara braunii, 1802 nucleotides long. The record is from the annotation of a GenBank genome assembly. Lineage: Eukaryota; Viridiplantae; Streptophyta; Charophyceae; Charales; Characeae.